Messenger RNA from Cynara cardunculus var. scolymus (artichoke), 2152 nucleotides. RefSeq names its product adenylate kinase 5, chloroplastic. Lineage: Eukaryota; Viridiplantae; Streptophyta; Magnoliopsida; Asterales; Asteraceae. The coding region runs from base 81 to 1880 and encodes 599 amino acids. The record is from RefSeq and is a predicted model, not a curated record. Gene Ontology annotation, cellular component: cytoplasm. Gene Ontology annotation, molecular function: nucleoside diphosphate kinase activity; AMP kinase activity; ATP binding. The transcript has 19 exons. Gene Ontology annotation, biological process: nucleoside triphosphate biosynthetic process.
UGGUGACCGUUUGUCUGUUAACUUCCUCCAGUGUCCUCUUGAUCGCAGAGCAAGAACAGAAGCUGCUUUCCUUGCUCAUCAUGUUGAACUACCCUGCAACUCCUUCAUUCAAUUGUCAAAAUACCCGAUUCGCGUCACCUCCUCUCUCUUCCGGUUACACUCUCCACCCUUCAUCUUUUUCUGUAUCAUCACAUUCUUCUCUUACUUCUCAAUAUCAGCAAAACCUUCCUUCAAUUAAUGGUUAUAAGCAUGCCCAUUUCAAUAUCUCCCCAAGAACCAAGGGACUGAAGGUGAGGUGCUCACAAAAUGAUCCAUUGAAGGUUAUGAUAUCAGGGGCACCAGCAUCAGGCAAAGGGACUCAGUGUGAGAUGAUUGUUCAAAAGUUUGGAUUAGUGCAUAUAUCAACUGGAGAUCUACUUAGAAGUGAAGUAGCAGCAGGUUCAGAGAUUGGAAACCAAGCAAAAGAGUACAUGAAUUCAGGACGGCUUGUUCCAGAUGAAGUUGUCACAGCUAUGGUAAUUGGGCGCCUUUCACGAGAAGAUGCAAAAGAGAAAGGAUGGCUUUUAGAUGGUUUUCCACGCAGUUUUGCACAAGCACAAUCACUGGAGAAGAUGAAGAUCAGACCAGAUGUGUUUGUUGCUCUAGAUGUUCCUGAUGAAAUUCUAAUCGACAGAUGUGUGGGUAGAAGGCUGGACCCUGAAACAGGGAAGAUUUACCAUAUAAAGAACUUUCCUCCACAAACUGAGGAAAUCAAAGCAAGACUCAUCACUCGACCUGAUGACACAGAAGAAAAGGUCAAAGCACGUUUGCAAAUUUAUAAGCAGAAUGUGGAAGCAAUAUUAUCCACAUAUUCAGACCUUUUGAAGAAGAUCGAUGGCAACCGUUCCAAAGAUGUAAUUUUUGGUGAAAUAUGCUCUUUGCUUUUGCAAGUUCAGAAAGAAAAGGAGACAAGAAAGUCAGGAAAUGCUAGUAAACUUGACAGCCAGUUCAACAAGUCACCUUCAGUCAAGGAAAACUGGAGAGGGAUUCCCACCAACUUAAACAACAUCCCUCAUUCCAGAGAAAUUAGGGAAUACUUUUAUGAUGAUGUGCUUCAAGCUACCCAAAGAGCUAUAAAUGAUGGAAAAACUCGAGUAAAGGUGGAGAUCAAUAUUCCAGAGCUGAACCCCGAGACAGAUGUAUAUCGGAUAGGUACUUUGAUGGAACUUGUUCGAGUUCUUGCUCUAUCAUUUGCUGAUGAUGGAAAGCGUGUCAAGGUCUGUGUGCAAGGAUCCAUGGGCGAAGGAGCACUUGCAGGAAUGCCUUUACAGCUUGCAGGAACACGACAGAUUCUGGAAUACAUGGACUGGGGGAAUGAUGGUGCAAUGGGGACCUUCAUAAACCUUGGGGCUAUAGGUGGCAAAGAGGUUGAUGAAGUCGAUGACAUCUUCAUUUUAGUGGCUCCUCAAAAUGCUAUGGGAAAUUGCAUCAUUGAUGAUCUAAGAGCAAUGACUGAUGCUGCUGGCAGUCGUCCAGUCAUUCUUAUCAAUCCAAGGCUUAAGGAUUUGCCAGCUUCAAGUGGUAUUAUGCAAACGAUGGGCCGAGAAAAAAGACUGGAGUAUGCUGCAUCUUUCGAAAUGUGCUACCAGUUCCGGCUUCUCUAUUAUGCAGGAACACAAUAUCCAAUUAUGGGUGCAUUAAGGAUGGCUUAUCCAUAUCGAUAUGAGCUGUUCAAGAGAGUAAAUGAGCCAACUGGGAAAGAGAAAUAUGUCAUUUUGUCGACGUUUCCUAGUAGGCCAACUGGUGAUGAAGUCAACGAUGCAUUUGAAGGAAAAACAAGAGAUCAAGCUAAGAAAGCUUCAGGAUUCUGGGGUUUCUUGAACGGUAUACUAUCCGCAUAGAAACAUGUUUUUUGAAAGAAAACGGUUGGCUCGCUAUCAUGAACAGACCUGUUUGAAUAUGAGAUAUAACUUGCUCAGUAAAUCUCUUGCUUCAGACAUAAGAUUGGAGGACAUAUGGAUACAUCUCCUGUAAAAUGUACAUUUUGCUAUUUAUAGGAGUGGAAAGGGAUGAUUGAUUAUAUAUUCCUCCAAUUACUGUGAAAAAUGCUUACUAAAGAAGGUAUAUGAGCUUUCAAUCUUCUUUGUAAUUGUAUGUAUCAUUAUAUUCAUCU